AUGGUCUCCAAAUUUCUUAUUGCUGGUUUUUGCCUGCUUAGUGUUACCCUCGCUCUUCCGAACCCAGAAGAGCCCAGCAAUACCAAACGUCGGCAGUAUGUUCAACCGCUAGCGGGAGCAGCUCAAGUCCCCCGAAACGUGCAAUUCGCUGUCCCAGCAAUGCCCGCUGCACCUCCUCCAAUGAUGGCAGCAGCUCCAGCGAUCGCACUUCAACCAGCCGUCGUUGCUCCCACUGGGCAAUGCCCUGGCGGACCAUCGCUUCCUAUUGAAUGCGACCCGAAGCGACCAUGGCCACAGUGCCCUCCUCAGUCCUAUUGCUACGCUACCAACUCCGUCGACAUCGGACCAUAUUUCUGCUGCCCCGUUUGGUCAACUUAUGGCGCGGCCUGGAGACCAGCUACCCCAUUCUACAACUAUGUCCCACCAAUGCCAGCAAACUGGCCUGAUGUGAUGAAGAUGACUGCCAAUUGGCCAGCAGCGGCUGUUGCAUUCCCGGUCAAGGCUAGAAAGCCGGUGUCAACUCAAGGCGAAGAAGAGGAGGAGAGCAAAAUUGGAUCGUCCAUCAAUGAAUGGAUGGAGAGGCAAGCCAAGCUGUAA
Messenger RNA from Ostertagia ostertagi, 597 nucleotides. NCBI's taxonomy places the organism in Eukaryota, Metazoa, Nematoda, Chromadorea, Rhabditida, Trichostrongylidae. The record is from the annotation of a GenBank genome assembly.